This is a messenger RNA of Pan troglodytes (chimpanzee), 391 nucleotides long. Its product is annotated as small nuclear ribonucleoprotein Sm D1-like. The transcript has a single exon. Gene Ontology annotation, biological process: RNA processing; spliceosomal snRNP assembly. The record is from RefSeq and is a predicted model, not a curated record. Bases 23 to 376 code for a protein of 117 amino acids. Gene Ontology annotation, molecular function: RNA binding. Lineage: Eukaryota; Metazoa; Chordata; Mammalia; Primates; Hominidae.
AAAGGGUGAUGGCACCGCUAGGAUGAAGCUCGUGAGAUUUUUGAUGAAAUUGAGUCAUGAAACUGUAACCAUUAUAUUGAAGAACAGAACACAGGUCCAUGGAACAGUCACAGGUGUGGAUGUCAGCAUGAAUACACAUCUUAAAGCUGUGAAAAUGACCCCGAAGAACAGAGAACCUGUACAGCUGGAAACGCUGAGUAUUCGAGGAAAUAACAUUUGGUAUUUUAUUCUACUAGACAGUUUACUUCUGGAUACACUACUUGUGGAUGUUGAACCUAAGGUGAAAUCUGAGAAAAGGGAAGCUGUUGCAGGAAGAGGCAGAGGCAGAGGAAGAGGACGUGGCCAUGGCAGAGGAAGAGGGGGUCCUAGGCGAUAAUGUCUCUCAGGAUUA